Molecule: messenger RNA, 4221 nt
Organism: Echinostoma caproni
Lineage: Eukaryota; Metazoa; Platyhelminthes; Trematoda; Plagiorchiida; Echinostomatidae
Source: the annotation of a GenBank genome assembly
CCGGCAUCCAACGAUCCAUCCUACUAUCACGACAGCAGUCGAGACGAUGCUGAUGUGACCAUGUGCAUUUGUCCCGUGUGUGGAUUUUCUGCCUCCUCACCGCGGGGACAGGAUGAGCAUAUGGAAACAGAGCAUGGAGAAUGUCACAACGGGGCCUCGGCCAGAUCCGCAUCCCUGCCCAUCGAGCGUCUCUCACCUGGUCCUGACGUGUUCGUCUCGUCCAGUUUCGGGUUGCGAGCCUCAUCGACCCCGCACCAACAACAGCAAGCACCACAACAACGCACCCUACCGACCUGCGAUAAAACCCUUCCAGUUACUGCUAUGGUGGGAGUUCCCAGUACUGGACUCAGUCUGCCACACACGACCAGUUUGCCCUAUUUCUCUUAUGACUUGAACUCGCCUGGUGUGAUGGCUUCAGCGACAGCCGGAAAUGACGCUGUGUCUCCCACUGCUUCCACACACUCGAACCCAGUCUCAAUGAGCACAAAUCACGUGAGCGUAAAGGUCGCAUCUGAUCCGGAUACUGCACGCACGGGAAUGAAAACUCGCACUUAUCGUGGCAGUCUCGGACGGCACACACGCAUAGCAUCAGUAUCCAAACUGAUGGAUUGUGAAUCUCCCGUAUCGAACGUUCUGUUCCCACAGAAGGUUGAUUCACGUCGACGGUACCGGUGUAACAUUUGUCCGGCGACCUUUCCUUGGCAUGGCGAUUUAACUGAACACUUACGACUGGCACAUGGCAUGCAAAAAACCCGUGAAAGCGCCCGCAGUGGAAAGGCGGGCAAUUUCUGUUGUAAUCAUUGCAAAUACGUGGCCAAAUAUCAGAGCGAACUGCGAAGACACAUGCGUUUACACUGGGGCGUGAAACCGUUUGUGUGUGUGUUCUGUCCUUAUCGUAGUGCUUGGAAAGGGGAUUUGAAGCGUCACAUGGAAUCUCAUCAUCGGGAACGAUUCAGUUCGGAGGCGGAUUUGGUUGAGAUUAUGUCCCAGUUUAAGAACAACGCCGGAACUACAGUGAACGGACUUCCGUUAUCCGCGAAACCGGUCACAGAUGCGUACAACUUCGGCAGUGAUUUUGAGUCGGAGACAGCCGAUGAGGGAUCAUACAAACUGCAGGAUAGUCAGGAACUUAGCAGUUCUGGUGAAACUUCCUUAUCCGGUUUUCCAAAACCGUCAUCCACCACCGAUUUGCUUUCCUUCAAAUGUGCAAAGCUUGAUAGUGGCAGUGUGGAAAAUCCACUAAUAUGCACAAUAUGUUCGUAUAAAGCACAGAAUCAGAGCAAGUUACACAAUCAUAUGGCUGGUCAUAUGAAUUUGAAACCGUUCAAAUGUCCAAUUUGUGAUCAUCGAAGUAAUUAUAAAUGGGAUGUGCGCAAACAUCUGCGUAGUCAGCAUCCAACUCAAGCGGAUCUACCGGUGGUCGUCCUAUCUGGUCUCGAUCGUACUGGGGAUAUACCGCCAGAGACACCAUUGAAUCUCAGUCCACCUGAUUCCCCAAUGAGUUUGUGUAUUGAUUUGGCUAGCAAGACUCCGGAACAACCAACCGUGAGAUCCUCAUUGACGCCGUCAUCUGUAGCUAUUCCAAGUCCCGGUCACCCGUGGUCUACACAAUCAGCAGUUCCGUGUGAACCCGACCCGGAUGUGGUGCCCAUUGAUCUUUCCGUGAAAGAUCAAACCAAUCCGAUUCAACAGCCAACGCUCCUUGGUACCACAACUGAGACAAAUGUGGCUUCCACAUUACUCGAUCACGCACUCAUAUCGGACUCGGGUGUAAUUCAGCACACUGUUUCCUCCUUGGUCGAUUCCAAACCGACCAUGAAUGUGACCGCGGGAUUUUCGGCCAUACCGAUGAUACAAAAUGUGACCACCAAUCCGCCGGUGUCUACUUCCGCACCAUCAGUGACCGGGAUUUCUUGGACAUCGGGGCUGAAUUGUGUUGACCAGUCCGGGCUACUCGCCUCCAGUCCACCGAACACCAAUGCAAUCGGUCUGAUACUGAACUUACAACAACAGCUUUUGAUGCAUGGUCUUCUGCCGUCGUGGCCACCGCGACCGAUAUCCACUGUGAUUUCCACCUCUAAUCCACUACCGCCUCAACGAGCCUCGUCCGCAAAUGGUUCAGACCAUAUUGUCUCCGGAUUAAACUUAACAGACGUUCACCCGGACCCGAUCGAUUCCAAUCGGAUUAUGCUAUCUGACUUCAGUUUGGUUUCAGACCCAAAUGGAGUAUAUGGGAAGAAAACCCCAUCUGAAUGGUCUUCAGCAGACACAGAUCCAUCCGAACUUAUGCACGCCGGUCGCAACUCAUUCGGUCAAGCCGAGGCGUCUGAGAAUUCUGCCCAAGAAACACCCAGACGUACACGAGGUCGGAAGUUGACCACAGCGUCCUCGUGUUAUAAUCGUCCUGGAGGNUGGUGCUGGUGCCGCCAGUACCGGUUCACUUGGACCGAAGGAGGAACAGUGGAAACGCCACCAGUAGCUCAUCCAGAACGGACGAACAUCACCACCGUAACACUGGAUUUGGAGGAAGCCAAACAAACAUUCGGCGAGUAUAUGAACCGACUGAAAAUGUCUCGUAGUCGAUAUCUGAAUGAUUCCGCCGGGGGUGUGAUGGGCGGCUCUUCUGGUUCCGGCGGUACUGGUUGGACUGGUGGUUUGGCUUCGACAAGUGAAGGCUACUAUCGACCGUACAAGUGUUCCGUUUGUGGCCAUCGGAGCAAUUGGAAGUGGGAUGUUCGUAAACAUAUCAAACAGAUGCAUAACAGUGAGGCUGAAGUGAUCACUCUGAGUUUGGAUGAGGCACGACGAACCAUACACCAAUACAAAAGUUGUCGACGUCAACAACAAACUCGUCUUUUGGAUGCGACAGCACUCAAAUCGGAACCGCAGAAUAUAUCUCCGGACCCAUCAGCGUUAUUUCCCUUGCAAGAUGAUAGACCAAACAUAUCCUCUAGUGUCCUCGAACAGAUGCCACUUAACCCGGUGACAACAACCGAGUCGACCGUGGAAUCAUCUAUGCCCUGCUCCUCAUCCUCACCAUCAGUCUUGCCACCGCCACCACCGCCGACCAGUCCCUCAAAAAAUAUUCCUACGAUUGAACACAACCUACACAGAGCUGGUGAUGUUGUUACUAACGCCAAUGCUUUGAUCAGAGAGAAAUCCUAUACAUUAUACUAUCCAUGUCGUCAAUGUGGCCGACGUUUUCGAUCCUAUCCCACUCUAUUCUUCCACAUGCAUCAUAAACAUCAUGCGGGGACAGCAUUAAAAUCAUCGAACACAGCAACAACCACAACAUCAACCAACCACGAGGCAAAGCUUGGCUCCGUGCCGCCUCUGUCCAUUCGAUUUUACUACGCUGUUUCGAGAAAUUUUCCACGUCAUUCAAGUCGUAUGAAUCGGUCGAAGUGCCCGGUAUCCAGUACCUCUAAUCCGGCUGUGAAAUUGGAAGACCACGAUGCAAAGGUUUCGGAUUCUGACCCCGCUCGUUUCAAACAGAACGUUGUUGCCUUCAGUGUCGGUACUGACUCAGCAACUAUCACAGACGAUCCUCAGUUCACGAUGCGUAAUCCUUUCCAACGGGAUCGCGUUUUGCGUGCACGACGACGCACCUGUGAAAACGUAUAUUCCAUCAACAGUCAUUCGACUUCGUCCCCGUUACGUUCAUUUGCCAAUCAAGACAAUGCAAACCCAUUGCCUCUAUUGACACGAGUCGCCAGUGAGGAUCGGCUUCAUUCCGUGGCGGAAGAUCUGUCACCGCGAACUGUAAGACAACUAACCGAACUGUUGGAUAAGGUUUUGAGUUUGCUGGAGGGAAAAAUUCCAUCCGGUGGUGCUGAAGUUGUGAACACAGCAGCAUUGAUUGGUAAGGGGAAUGGGGAAGUUGUAUCACAUUUGGCUAAUCUGAUUGAGGAACGAUUGUCAAGGAAUGAAAAAUCCCUUCCAUACACCGGUUCCAAAGUGUUGGAUACCAGUGCUAGCUCGAACGAGGAGAAUCAACCUUUGGGUAAUACAGAACCAGACGAUGGGACCAUUUCAGACAGAUCAUUGAGUAAAAUCUUGCAUCAUCCUGAAGUCGAGCGACGAUUCCUCCGUCUGGCCAGUCUGCUUCACACACACGGGCACCGAUCGACGACCGCUUGUUCACGUGAUCUGAUCGCUUGUCCACGGGAUUCAGCCAAACGGUUUCGACCGACCGAACCUACACAACGCACGAAUAUGUAA